AUGAUGGAUACAGGUGCAAAUCGAUUUUUUAUUUCAAUCAAAGCAUUAGAUCCAUCCUAUGAUAAGCAAUUUAUUAAUAAAUCACAUAGUCGUGCAAUUUUAGCUGAUGGUUAUACAUCUCUUUCUGUAUUUGGUACAAUGAAUUUAUUUAUUAUGAUGGGUGAUAUGUCAACUUCUAUUAAGGCAUUAUUCGUUAAAGAAUUAUGUGCAAAUUGUAUAUUAGUUUCCAUUAGUGAUAAUUAUAAACGUAUCACAUUAAAAUUUGAUAUUAACAAAGGUGAUAUAAGAUAUCCUGCACGCCUAAUUAAUAAUGUUCGGAUUCCACCAAAGUGA
Messenger RNA from Rotaria sordida, 333 nucleotides. Lineage: Eukaryota; Metazoa; Rotifera; Eurotatoria; Philodinida; Philodinidae. The record is from the annotation of a GenBank genome assembly.